This is a messenger RNA of Pararge aegeria (speckled wood butterfly), 1214 nucleotides long. RefSeq lists its product as uncharacterized. Bases 37 to 1119 code for a protein of 360 amino acids. The transcript is spliced from 5 exons. Gene Ontology annotation, biological process: negative regulation of ATP-dependent activity. Gene Ontology annotation, molecular function: ATPase inhibitor activity. Gene Ontology annotation, cellular component: mitochondrion. NCBI's taxonomy places the organism in Eukaryota, Metazoa, Arthropoda, Insecta, Lepidoptera, Nymphalidae. The record is from RefSeq and is a predicted model, not a curated record.
AAAAUUAAGCACGACCCGCGCGAGGUGUCGAGAAAAAUGGUCAGGAUCUCGACCAAGCGCGCUAGAACACCAAAUUGGUCACCCGAGGAAAAACAGUUCCUGCUAGAACUAAUAAAAGAACAUAAGGAAGUGGUCGUUACAAAGAACAACAACGGCCCUAACCAUUCUGAGGAGAAAGACGUAGCUUGGAACGAAAUCCUACGGCAACUAGCAGUAAAAUUCGGUAACAAAUUCUUCGGACUUUCCACCAAGAAAGUUAAAACUCAGUGGCAGAACAUGAAACGCAUAACUCGUGAGGAGAUCGCCCUAAACGGAGACGUAGUAAAUAAAUAUUCGAAACAGUCAAUGGAAGUGUGUACUAUAUUAGAUUUAGUUAAGGAUGGAAUACUUAAGAAGGAAAAUGAAGUUAAUGACACUACAAUGAGUGCUAAUGUUGAAAUUAAGACGGAAUGCAUAGAUGAAGAUCCUACUAGUCAACCAAGCUGCAGUAGCACAAAUCUUUACCAAGACAUCUCUUCAAAGGUUAAUGACAUAACAAAAUCCUCGUCGUCGUCCGAGAUCGCUGAAAUAAUUGCUGAUGAUCCGGAAAUGGACCAGGAGAAUAUGAACAAUAAGAGAUCAAAAUGCACUAUGACUGAACCUACACUUUUAGAAGAUAAUAUCAGAAACGUUGUUCAAUUCAAUACUGAUAUGCAUGAAUUUUUAAAAUUUUCUGCAACAGAAAAGCACCUAAAAAUGGAAUCAUUGAAAGAGGAACGCCAGGUCUUCAGAGCUGUGAGGGAAACUGCAGAACUAAACAAAAUUAUAGCGGAACAGAAGCUGAAACAUAUUCUUUGGAUGAAAAACCAAGAGAUGUCAAUGUACGGUGGUGAACCCGGAUCUGGAGCUGGAAAGGGUGGUGGCGGUGGUGGCGCCAUUCGUGAAGCUGGUGGUUCAUUUGGCAAGAUGGAGGCUGCUAGGGAAGAUGAAUACUUUUACAAGAAGCAAAAGGAACAGUUGGCCAACCUGAAAGGGCAUUUAGACAAAGAGAUUGCCUUCCAUCAAGAGCAGAUUAAGCGCCACGAGGAUGCCAUACGUCGUCACAAAGAACAAAUGUCCGGCAUGAACCCUGACAAGUAAUAAUUAAACAACAAAUUAUCCUAAUAUUCAAAGUCCUGUUUUGUAUUGUAUGGUGAAUAUAUUACAUAAUAUUAAAACAUUCGAUGUGAAUCUUU